UAUGACCGGAUGUGACGUCACCGCCCGGCUUCCUGUUCUUCCCCUUUCCCGGAGGUAGAUCUGUCUCUGUUUCUUCAUUCCUGUGCGUCAGUGUCAUUCCGGAGGACAAAAUGGCGGACAAGAUCGUUCCCUUGGCAGAGAAGCGCCUCCUGGAUGUCAAGCUCGGACAGCUGCCCAACUGGCUCGCCACAUGUAACUUCACUCCAAAUGGAAUUUUUGCUUCCCUUCGCAGAGGUCACGAUCGAUACUAUAACAAGUACGUCAAUGUGAAGAAGGGAGGAAUUGGAGGCAUUGCCAUGGUGCUUGCUGCUUACAUUGUAUUGAGCUACACCUGGGAGUAUGAUCACAUCAAGCACGACCGCUGGAGAAAGUACCACUGACCACAAGAGUCCUCACAAAGUACACAAGAACCUUCUCUAUCUGCUCUGUAUUAAAUCUAUUAAAGCAAUUCUGGCUGUGUA
Molecule: messenger RNA, 461 nt
Organism: Bufo bufo (common toad)
Lineage: Eukaryota; Metazoa; Chordata; Amphibia; Anura; Bufonidae
Gene: ATP5MF
Product: ATP synthase membrane subunit f
Exons: 4
Coding region: 111-380 (89 amino acids)
Biological process (GO): proton motive force-driven mitochondrial ATP synthesis
Molecular function (GO): proton-transporting ATP synthase activity, rotational mechanism
Source: RefSeq, a predicted model, not a curated record